AUGUCGGCAGCACAAGCAGUCUUCGACACGAGCGAGCUCUUCGAGGCCAUUCUUUUGAAGAUUCCACUGCAGACGCUUCUGCUAUCACAGCGAAAGAAGUUGUUCAUGCUUCCUGUGUCGACGACCGAAGAAGCAUUCGCGGUCGGCUGUGGCAUCUCUGACCGUCCGAGCGUGUACGUGCGAGACCUUAGCCGGUAUCGCUACCUCAAUUCUCUGGUAGUCGACACUGGAUGCAAGAGCAGGCUGUAUGUCAAUCUAAAUCAAUGGAUGAACAUGCUCGGCCAUCAAGGAGGUGAGAAGACGCUGCAGUCCGAGCUCUCGGGCCUCAAGCGGUCUCAGGGCAAUCGCACAACAUCAGCCCUGAAAUCCACCAAAGCGAAGAACAUCACGCCAGCGAAGACGAAGAAGGACAAGCUCGCGAAGAUCGGCUCAAUCCAACCAGUUGCCAAACCAGUAACGCCGUCAUGGACUCGAAUGCCCCUGACUCAACCCCCACUGGAACAUGAAGAUUACACAUUUGGGGUAGUUGGAUUGGCUGUCGAUAUGCCUCGCAAGGAUCUCUUGCAAGGUAAAUUGUUUUUGGGGGAGAUUGUGAUGGAGGCGUACAAGUCGAAUGCCUGGAGUAUUCCACGGCCAUCUGACCGCCUUAAUAUUCGACUUCCCGCCAUCUCGAUGACAACCCGGAUUUUCGAGAAGCUCAGGCACGAAGAGCUUGCGGACAAGGAGAAUGAACGAUUGCGCCCGUAG
Molecule: messenger RNA, 747 nt
Organism: Fulvia fulva
Lineage: Eukaryota; Fungi; Ascomycota; Dothideomycetes; Mycosphaerellales; Mycosphaerellaceae
Exons: 2
Coding region: 1-747 (248 amino acids)
Source: RefSeq, a predicted model, not a curated record